AUGUGCCGCCGUGAUGUGGAUGUUGACAGAGCUAUGAACCAGGUCAAUGAUGGCUGGCAUAUAGGAUUUCGCAUCUCCUCCACUCCGCGUUCUUCCUUCUCCCAUCCUCUCGUUCUCUCGUUCUCGAUCUCGUUCUCGCCACUCGCUACUCGUCAAUCACCAGUCCAUAUCAAUCGUUUAUAUCCAACUGUUAUCGCCAUGGAACCCAACCCAUCACCCACCCUCCCCAGUCUGCGUCGAAGCCUGAACAUGGUCGAAAUUAGCAACACUCCUAUCCCAGCGAUCUUUCGAGCAUCACCACCACCAGACACCACAAUCGCAGAGUUCUUCUCUUCUCUGGCUCAAAGGUCACCGCCGCUGCUAUCCGCCUCACCAACUACAACACCCCCUUCUUCAAGCCCUCCAACUCCGAAUAUACCCAAAAGCUGCAAGUCUGUCAAACUUCUCAUCAAGCCCAUCGAUGCCGAUCUCCCCAGUGACACUGAAAUCAGUCCUCUCGACCUUGGUCCUGUCUGCUCUCGGGAUGUCCGAAGCGCAUGCCCUAGCCCAAGUCCAACACUAGGCAGGAAUCCAGGUCUCGCAUUUCAUGACGGACUAUCAGAUGAGGAGGCUGUCACAUAUAACAGGCGAGCCGUGGCCGAGAAGAAUUGGCAUGCUCGGGGCCAGCGCAGGAGGGAAACACGCGACACCAAUUCAUCCAUCGAGUCGUUUUUCCCGGAAGCAGGGAUAAGCGGCUCUGAGGAUCUGAGCGUUGAGCGCAUUGGACGGGAUCUGGAACUGAAGGCGAAGGAUCGGAGGAAGAGUUGGAGGGUUUCGAAUUAUUUUUCUCCGGCGAAGAGAAAUUCUAAGGGAGCGUGGCAUCGGUAG
Aspergillus puulaauensis is the source of this 867-nucleotide messenger RNA. RefSeq lists its product as uncharacterized. The transcript has 2 exons. Bases 1 to 867 code for a protein of 288 amino acids. The record is from RefSeq and is a predicted model, not a curated record. NCBI's taxonomy places the organism in Eukaryota, Fungi, Ascomycota, Eurotiomycetes, Eurotiales, Aspergillaceae.